Molecule: messenger RNA, 1671 nt
Organism: Penicillium bovifimosum
Lineage: Eukaryota; Fungi; Ascomycota; Eurotiomycetes; Eurotiales; Aspergillaceae
Product: fatty acid desaturase
Exons: 2
Coding region: 1-1671 (556 amino acids)
Biological process (GO): lipid metabolic process
Cellular component (GO): membrane
Molecular function (GO): oxidoreductase activity, acting on paired donors, with oxidation of a pair of donors resulting in the reduction of molecular oxygen to two molecules of water
Source: RefSeq, a predicted model, not a curated record
AUGAUGGACAUAGCAUCCCGACCGUCCCGAAAGGACAUCUUGUCUCGAAGAUACAUCGAAGGCCUCAUUGCAGAAGGCAAACACAUUAUAAUCUACGAGGGUCGUGUCCUCAAGGUGGACGCAUGGCUUAAAUACCAUCCCGGGGGAGAGAAGCCAAUCAAGCACAUGGUGGGCAGGGAUGCGACUGAUGAGAUCAAUGCAUUACACUCCCAAGAAGCCCUCCAGCGCAUGCUCUCGUAUCAGAUUGGACGAUUCGAAGGGAGCUGGAUCAACUUCCGACCUCCGAUACAGGGCGGCACGUUCCAUGCCUAUACCGACGAUACGUGUUCCAGCGAGGAUGAUUCGACAACACGGGAAAGUUCCUAUACAUCCAGUCAAAACGGGUCUAUUCCCCCGUCGCCAAUAUUCGAUGCGGUCGACUCGAAAUCCACUGCGUAUCACAGACCGGCUGUCACCAUCGACUCUGCAAAGGAACAACCCCAGGCUAGGCCUGCCUUCCUGGAUGCGAGGACGCGGGAGGAGAUUCUCUUCGAUCAGGCCAAAUACCCGUCGUUGGAUGCUGCAAGGCAGGAAGAGAUCAAGCGUAAAUACCGCGAACUGAACGAGCGCAUUAAGGCCGCUGGACUCUACAACUGCAAUUACUUCAGCUACUUUAUCGAAGGCUGUCGAUACACCCUCUUUGCUGGGCUGUCCUAUAUGUUCCUCCGCAUGGGAUGGUGGGCGACUUCAGCAUUCUUCCUCGGCUGUCUCUGGCAUCAGCUUGUUUUCACUGCCCAUGAUGCUGGUCAUAUGGGCAUUACACACAAUUUCCAUGUGGAUACCGUCAUUGGAAUGAUCAUUGCAGACUAUCUCGGAGGACUGAGUCUCGGAUGGUGGAAACGAAGCCAUAAUGUCCAUCAUAUCGUGACCAAUGAGCCAGAGCAUGACCCGGAUAUUGAACACAUCCCGUUCUUCGCCAUCUCCCAUCGCUUCCUCACGAGCCUCCGGAGCACCUACUACGAUCGCGUCAUGGCCCUAGACGCGCCGGCACGAUUCUUCCUCAAAAUCCAGAAUUACUCCUACUACCCCAUCAUGAUGCUCGCACGAUUCAACCUCUAUGCAUUAAGUUGGGAGUAUCUGCUGAAGAGACAAGCCCCCAGAAAAGGCCCCGCGUGGUGGCACGUCUGGUUUGAGCUUGUUGGCCAGGUCUUUUUCUGGACCUGGUUCGGCUACGGUGUCAUGUACAAGACGUUACCCGAUGCAAGCAGCCGCAUCAUCUUCCUCCUCAUCUCACAUGUAGUACCCUCGCCACUUCACGUCCAAAUCACCUUGUCUCACUUUGCCAUGUCGACAGCCGACCUCGGCGUUACUGAGUCCUUCCCGCAGAAGAUGCUCCGCACCACCAUGGACGUCGACUGUCCAACCUGGCUCGACUUCUUCCACGGAGGCUUGCAAUUCCAAGCCAUCCACCAUCUCUACCCACGCAUUCCGCGCCACAAUCUGCGUCAAACGCAGAAGUUUGUCUUGGAAUUCUGCCGUGAUACUGGUAUCCCGUAUGCUAUCUUUACUUUUUACGAUGGGAAUAAGGAGGUUAUUAGCCGGCUUGGUGAAGUUGCGAAACAAGUCCGCCUCAUGGAAGAGUGUCGCAAAUCUAUUGCGGAGGGUGGCGUCUUUUCAGACCACCACCAUUGA